UCGUCUGGUGUCUCACUUGUGUUUUAAACCAGCGCCGUUUGUCAGUCGCAUAAAAUGACAUUUAAAAAAAUCCUCGAGUCUUGUUCUCGACGCCUAAGAAAACUUAAGGACUAUGGCGCAACCAUUCAUCCGUCUCCUCCGUAUGAAUUCAUGUGUCAGGUUGGAGAUCCUGUCCUGCGAAGCCGCGCAGAGGCAGUCGACCCGGCAAAGGUCACGAGCGAUGAAAUUCAAAAGAUAAUUAAUGUAAUGCGGAUUGUCAUGAAGAACAGUUACUCUGCGGGCAUAUCAGCUCCUCAAGUAGGUUGUCCAUUGAGGAUUAUAAUGAUGGAGUUUCCCAUAAAAUACAUGAAGCUGGCCCAAGCAGAAGAAGCCAAGACACGCGUUUACCAGCCUUUUCCACUAAAGGUGUUCGUCAAUCCUGUGAUGGAAGUUAUUAACAGCCAGAGGCUCGUAUUCCCCGAAGGCUGCGAGAGCAUCCGAGGUUUCACUGCAGAUGUGCCGAGAUACUAUGAAGUUAAGGUUUCAGGUCUGAAUGAACAAGGGGAGGCCCACGAAUGGCAGGUGUAUGGAUGGCCAGCUAGAAUCGUUCAGCAUGAGAUGGACCACCUUGAAGGCAACCUUUUUAUUGAUCUCAUGGACUCACGGACGUUCCACUUCAACUACUGGCAUCUAAUCAAAAAGCUGCCUAAGUCAAGACUGAGACAGUGAUGUUAUGUGCUUUUAGGGCAACUUUUGAAAAAUGUGAUGAAGCAUUUUUCCAUUAAACAAUGUUUAUUUAAAAAUAA
Messenger RNA from Rhipicephalus sanguineus (brown dog tick), 785 nucleotides. RefSeq names its product peptide deformylase, mitochondrial. NCBI's taxonomy places the organism in Eukaryota, Metazoa, Arthropoda, Arachnida, Ixodida, Ixodidae. The transcript is spliced from 4 exons. Gene Ontology annotation, cellular component: mitochondrion. Gene Ontology annotation, molecular function: peptide deformylase activity. Gene Ontology annotation, biological process: peptidyl-methionine modification; N-terminal protein amino acid modification. The record is from RefSeq and is a predicted model, not a curated record. The coding region runs from base 55 to 708 and encodes 217 amino acids.